Penicillium cataractarum is the source of this 1818-nucleotide messenger RNA. Its product is annotated as transcription factor domain-containing protein. The coding region runs from base 1 to 1818 and encodes 605 amino acids. The transcript has 3 exons. The record is from RefSeq and is a predicted model, not a curated record. Gene Ontology annotation, biological process: regulation of DNA-templated transcription; DNA-templated transcription. Lineage: Eukaryota; Fungi; Ascomycota; Eurotiomycetes; Eurotiales; Aspergillaceae. Gene Ontology annotation, molecular function: DNA binding; zinc ion binding; DNA-binding transcription factor activity, RNA polymerase II-specific.
AUGGCAGCCGCUAAUGAAGAUACUCCGCGCUCAGCUAGUAGGGCAUGCGAUCGAUGCCGGCGGCGAAAAGCCAAGUGCGACAGUCCUGAUCCAUCAUCAGUCUGUGUCAACUGUCGCCUGGCGGGCGAGCAAUGCACAUUCGAUUUGCCACUCUCUAGACGAGGUCCGAAGGCAAAAAGACGCCAUCUGGCCACAGAAGGUCAAGGGAACUCUUUGGGCAGUCCCAUCACACCAUCCCUGCAUGUAACGAGACAUAACUCUUCUUCACAGGGUUUAUUUCAAGCCCCCACAAGCUCGGAGAACCUCGAUCUGUGGGACUCUGGAAUUACAUCUGCCAUCAGCCUAGAUCCUGCGCUGUCGCCGGCGACGGUACAUACUGUUCCUACCCCUUUGUCCCAUGCUGCGUCGACCGGAGGCGCUAUCUCCGCUUUACAGCGAUGGGAAAAACUUGCCCGGCAACUGUACCUACGCAGGCCAACUGCUGUGUUGGAGAACCUGAUCAACCAUUGCUUCAAACUUUUCUUCGACUAUCUCUUUCCCCUCAUCCCGCUCGUUCAUGAAUCGAGUCUCCGAGAGGGCCUGGAGUUUUUCGUCGCUCGAGAUGAUACACGAACGUUACGAGGGAACACUUCGAGCAUGAGAUAUGGGUAUGAAUCAUUGAAAUACCCUGAGCUAUGGCCUGAUGUGACUUUCACUCUCAUCACGGCCGUUUGCGCCGAGACAGCCUUCCUUCUCCCCAAGGACAUUUUCCCGGAGGGAGAGAUGAUCGCAGAUAUUUUUCUCCAGGCCUCUCGCAGCUGCUUAGUGACCUACCUCGAGGCCGAUCUCGAAUAUCCAAAUGCAAACUCUGUGGCUAUUCGAUAUCUUCACUCUAACUGCAUGCAUGCGGCUGGAAAGCCAAGGUUUUCAUGGCAUAUAUUUGGCGAAGCGACUCGAUUAGCCCAAGUACUGCAGAUGCAUGAUGAAGAGUCGAUCCAGGGCCUACAUCCUCUCGAAGCCGAAUUCCGCCGACGAGCGUUCUGGAUUACCUACAUCGGAGACAAGUCUGCAGCCAUAUUAAACAGUCGCCCGAUCACCAUCCAUAAAUUUUCUUUCGAGUCUGGCAUUACCAUGGGCUACCCUACCGGCAUUGAGGACGAGGCCAUCGUGACACCGGGAAGCACGAAUGCAGAUGACUUAACUGUCCGCAAAAGCUUUCUCAUCGGCUUUAAUGCAAAUCUCCGACUUUGGCAGACCGCAUCAGAUUUGCUCCUGGAAAUGCGAUUGCUUGACAGUCGCAAAAACGUCUCGAUGAGCCCUCAUCAUUCACUCACUGCUGAAGAAAGGCUGCGGCUGGAUCAUCUUUACGUCCUCUUUGUGACGUCUUUAGACGAUCUUCCCCCCUUUCUCCAGGAUGACCAGCUCCUAACGAAUGCCCACUCUGAUAGAGAAGAAAUGAACAGUCUAUCAAGGAUUUACACCAUCCAAGCUGCGAACUUGUACAUUUCUUUGCACUGCUUGAAGAUGGUCAUAACGCAGAAGUUCGAGGAGGCCAACUAUUUUCCCAUGGGUCACAAUGAGAUUUUGCUCCUGAGAAAAACGGAGAUUGCUCGGAAUAUGCUCAGAAUUAUGCGGGAGGCGCCCUUCUGGUCAUUACAAAUCAAUGGAGAACCGUGUGUUGAGAAGAUACGCCUCAUAGGUGCUAGCCUCUUAGAGAUCAUCGAUCAACAUGAGACAUCGCCUCUAUCAGCUCGCGCGCGAACUGACCUGUCCGUGCUACUUGAUAUCUUGACACGGCUGGACUCAAAAGCAUCAGAUACCUUGCGUCGGUCUAUGUAA